AAAACACUACAUUUGUAAAAAAAUAAAAAAUAAAAAAAAAAGAGUAAAAACCUCAACCUCAUUAAUGCUACUUGUUCUUCAAUGUAUUUAAGUAAGUAAGAGUCAAGUCAACCUCAACUCCACUUGAUUCCCCUUUUCUUUGUGCCAACUAGAAAUACCGAUACUGUGUUAUUGACUCACACACACAUACACAAAACACAACAUAAGCAGACACAAAUAAUCAGGUAUAAUCAGGUAUAUUAUUUAAAUCCUACACAGCAUACAUGUACAGUAUGUGCUGCAGUGCAUGGAGGAUGAUGUGUCAACAUCAGUUGUUGCAGUUGUCAUGACAGGACAAGUAGUAGUAUUCCACUCAUGAUAAGUGCAGUCUGUAUGCACAGACAGUCCACCAAUGCCUCAGCCCUGCUUUAGUGGUCAGCCAUAAGCCUAUUGGGAUCUUAUAUGACAUGGUGAUGGGCUUAGAUGCCGCUGGUGAUGGUGGCAGCUAUUCUCUGUGCAAGAGUAUUAGCGGUGCUAAAAGCAGUACGUAAUACCAUCAGGGCCAACUGUGUUAUGAGGACGUGUUACUUUAACUGAGGGAAGAGGGCAGGGGAUGAAGCAAAGGUUCACAGUGACGCUCUUUAGCUCCUCAGGAGUCAGUACAUUCCCUUCCUAGUCACUUACAGACAACACAGCAGAUGCACCUUUAGGUUUCUGGACAUGUUUAGCAAGUUGAAGGGCCUCCUCAGUGGCCCACAGGUGCCACAAGCUUCUGGGACCACCAGUGUAGCUCCUAACCCGGCUCCAGACCCAGCUCCAAAACCUGCUCCACCUCCAGCUGCAGAAAAGGAGGAGAAGCCAGCCGAUAAGGAGAAUGAGGACAACAAAGUGGACAAACCGCAGGAAUCAACUCCAGCCCCGGCCCCGGCACCGGCCCCGGCUCCGGCCCCAGCCCCGGCCCCGGCCCCAGCCCCUGCCCCGGCUCCUGCCCCUGCUCCAGCUGCAGCUCCAGCUCCAGCUCCAGCUCCAGCCCCAGCAGCAGCCCCAGCCAACCCUGAUCAAGCGGGAACUGAGGGACAGGAGGCGGCCUCACCUCUACCCAUAGUCAUCAACAAGUACUCAGAUGCGCAGCUCAGAGCCAUAGCCAAACAGAUGAAAGAAAGACUGAACAUCUACAAGGAGAAAGUGACUGAUCCGCACGCUUCAUCUCCAGAGAUCAGCCCUCCUGUCACACCACUGCUGCGCAAAGACCACUACACAAAAGUCAUCGAGGAGAGGAAAAGGCAAGCAGAGGAGGACCGGAUAAAGAAGGAGGAGGCUGAGAAGAAGAAGAAAGAGGAGCAGGAGCAGAAAAAGAAGGAGGCCGAGCAGAAGAAAAAGGAGGAGGAGGAGAAAAAGAAAGCAGAGGAUAAAGAUGAGAAGGAGGAGGAGAAGAAAGAGAAGGUGGACAUAAAGGCCAAGUUUAUUGCAUUUUUCUGGUCUUUUGUUGACAUUCUGCUGAAGCCAAUAGAGGACAGCAUGGACUCUGUGGUGGGGACGACCAUCGACCCUUUCACAGACCGUCGCUACAUCGCCUGGCUGAGCGUGGUGACUCUUGCCUUCAACUACAACACCUGGUUCGUCACAGCCCGUCUGUGUUUCCCGUAUCACACUGAGAGCGCCAUCCCUCUCUGGUUCGGACUGGACUUGCUGGCCGACGCCAUCUACCUCAUAGACAGCAUCAUCUUCCAGCCCCGCAAACAGUUUGUCAAAGGAGGAGACAUCAUAAAAGACAGACAGUUGACAAAGAAGAACUACAGAGAAUCAGAGAGAUUUAUGGUAGACAUGGUGUGCCUCCUACCUUUCGACUUCCUGUACUUCCAAUUUGGAUUCAAGUCCAUUUUCAGAGCCAAUCGUAUGCUGAAGGCAGAUACGUUUUUCGAGUUCAGUGACCGUCUAGAAAGCAUCAUGGCCAAGGCUUACAUCUGGAGAGUGAUUCGCACCAUCGGCUAUCUCCUCUUCAUGCUCCACCUCAACGCCUGCUUCUACUAUGUGGCUUCAGAAUACCAGGGCAUUGGCAAAACUAAAUGGGUUUACUCCGGCCUGGGCAGUGCUUACCUCAGCUGCUUCUUCUAUGCGGAGAAAUCCCUGCUGAUGAUCGCUGAGUUGCCAAUUCCUGACACCAUGUUCGGACAGAUCUUUCAGAUGACAAACUACCUUUUUGGGGCAUUCUUUAUGUCCGUCAUGCUUGGCCAGAUGAGAGAUGUCAUUGGUGCAGCCACAGCAGGGCAGACCUAUUUCCGGACCUCCAUGGACAACACUGUGGCCUACAUGGUGACCAACCACAUCCCCUCUUUGGUGCAGAACAGAGUCCGCACCUGGUACACCUACACCUGGGAUGCUCAGGGCAUGCUGGAUGAGUCAGAGUUGCUGGAUAAGAUGCCUUUGGUGAUGAGAACUGCCAUUGCUGUGGACAUCAACCUGGCAACUUUUCAGAAGAUUGAUCUUUUCAAGGGCUGUGACCAGCAGAUGUUGGUUGAUAUGUUACUGAGGCUUAAGUCUAUCGUCUAUCUACCAGGAGAUUUUGUCGUCAAGAAAGGUGACAUCGGUAAAGAGAUGUACAUCAUCAAGAGUGGAGCGGUGCAGGUGGUGGGAGGACCUGACAACAGUAUUGUGUUUGUCACACUGAAGGCUGGCUGUGUGUUUGGAGAAAUCAGUCUGUUGCAAUCAUCCAAAGAUGGAGGAAACAGGCGUACAGCUAACGUCAAAGCUUACGGCUUCGCUAACCUCUUUGUCCUGGAGAAGAAAGACCUCUUUGACAUCCUCGUCCACUACCCAGAGUCUCAGAAAGUGCUGGCCAGGAAAGGAAGGAAACUAAUGAAGGCCAAGGGUCCAGCAGCAGUUAAAGUUGAAGAGGACAAGAAGAAAGGACUGGCGCUGUUCGGACCCAAACCUCCCACACCCAAACUGCUGCGUGCUGUCGGUGGAACUAUUAACAAAAGAAUGAUUGACAAAUUGAAGAGUGCUGCUGGUGGCCGAUGAUUGUAUGUUAUUUUUAUUUUUUUUUUAUAAUAACUCCUUUUUGGGAGUGAAUGUACAAUUUUAUUUUCAACCUCUUACUGCUCUUUUGUACUGAGCGUGUUUUGUUUUAUGUUAAGAUGUUGUUUGAGAUGGAUUAUCGAUAGGUUUGGUUUGACAUAUCUGGAACUCUGCACAGACAAAGUUGACCACAGUGAGGAGCGAGCACGAUUGUGAGCUUUACUGUAACUAAAUUAGAUGUAACUGGAUGAAAAGAAAAUUCAAAAUUACAAUUAAAACACCUUUAAAAAAACAAAUCUAUAACCCAACCUGGCUGAGACAACAAGUGGUGCUAAGCUAACAACAAAAACUUUAUUCACACAUGUAUUUCCAAACUGCUGUGAUGAGAUGUGCUGUAAAUGAUUCCAGAGACUGUCUGUCAACCUCAGCUACUGCCCCUUGUGGAUACUGCCUGUUGUAUACUGAAUAUAUAUUUUUAUAGUUUAUAGUCUGUCUGCUUUUAUUGGCUAUAUUUAUUUAUUUAUUUACGUUUGCCAAUGCACAUUAGUUGUAAAAGCAGACAGAGAUUAUCCACCAUUAUAACAAUUUAUAACAAUCACUGAAAGUAAUGCUGACUAUAUAAUAUUUGAUUGAUUUGAUCUCCGUCUAUAUCUACUUAAAUAAAUAAU
Messenger RNA from Thunnus maccoyii (southern bluefin tuna), 3665 nucleotides. It is a transcript of the gene cngb3.2, whose product is annotated as cyclic nucleotide-gated cation channel beta-3. Gene Ontology annotation, cellular component: intracellular cyclic nucleotide activated cation channel complex; photoreceptor outer segment; plasma membrane. The transcript is spliced from 18 exons. Gene Ontology annotation, molecular function: protein-containing complex binding; intracellularly cGMP-activated cation channel activity; cGMP binding. The coding region runs from base 700 to 3000 and encodes 766 amino acids. NCBI's taxonomy places the organism in Eukaryota, Metazoa, Chordata, Actinopteri, Scombriformes, Scombridae. The record is from RefSeq and is a predicted model, not a curated record. Gene Ontology annotation, biological process: monoatomic cation transmembrane transport.